Messenger RNA from Leucoraja erinaceus (little skate), 2795 nucleotides. RefSeq names its product dynein axonemal intermediate chain 3 (gene dnai3). The transcript is spliced from 21 exons. The record is from RefSeq and is a predicted model, not a curated record. Bases 311 to 2779 code for a protein of 822 amino acids. Lineage: Eukaryota; Metazoa; Chordata; Chondrichthyes; Rajiformes; Rajidae. Gene Ontology annotation, cellular component: inner dynein arm. Gene Ontology annotation, biological process: inner dynein arm assembly; cilium movement involved in cell motility. Gene Ontology annotation, molecular function: dynein heavy chain binding; dynein light chain binding.
GACCGGACGUGAUGGAUUGAUGAUGGAUUAUUUGCGGAGUGAUACAUUGUGAGUUUGCCCAGGUCACUGCGAUUACAAGCACCUUGCUUCCUCCGGCCCCUAACCUGCACCGUGUCCGUGCCCACAGAUCGAACUGAAGGUUAGUGAUGCGAUAUUCUCACGCCCAUCCACAGCCAAGGAUUUGAAAUUACUCCCAAAACAUGUGGACAGGUCCAGGUCCAGAACACCUUUAAAGUCUGCAAGGAAAGCCAAGUCGGCAGUGUUCACGGAGGCCGUGGUCCCUCUCUACCUCACUGACAAGACACAGGAGAUGUUCCAGUGCAUCAUCGGUCAGGACGUCACUGCGGACAAUCCCCACAGGAUUAUCAAGAAGGAGGUCAUCAUCGAUGACAUGAAGGCUCGGGCAGCCGUGUCCGACUUCCACCCCUACAAGCACCCAAUCUUGGACUAUCAAGGCGACGACAUUAUGAUUGCCUAUGAUGUCAACUCCAAAUACGGGCAAAACUUCUACCUGGUACUGAAUGAGAUGAUGAAGGAGAUAAUCUUACAGAGCUUCCAAAUAAACAAGACUCAGGACACAGUCGACCAACAGGAACACAGCCAAGAACCCAAACACAAACCCUGGGCCGAUCUGGGCAGCGGCAUUGAGAUUGAACAAGAACAGUUUGAGGAAACGCCAGUGAAGAUUAAAUUCAUGAUCUCCCGGGUCCGGCGGAUGUUCGGGGCGCCGGUGAGAUUCGCUGAUCGCAACGAUGCCGAGAUGAAGGACAGCUACGUGGAAUGUGCGUCGUACCAGGAUAAAAGUUUCAACAUCAAGAAGCUGGAGAGAGAUAUCGGGAUACAAGCCGUGUCAAAGUUGCAGGAGAGCAGCACUCAGACCAAAUGGACCUACCCACGGAACGCCUGCACUCAGUACACACCCCGGGAAUUCUCCAGCCCCGAGCGGGAAGAGCUCAUGACAUCAGAAGCCCUGCACACCUUCGUCAACUCCGUAUCCGUCAGGUUUGAGUGCGCGCUGCAGCAGAACGAGAUCAUGGACGUGUUCUACGACGACUGGCGCGGUCUGUCGGAGGAGGACAGCACGUUUGGCGGCAAGACGGACGGCCACCUGAAGGAGUACCAGUCCUUCACCGACCUCCUCAAGUCCCAGGGCAAGAGGAUCAGUCACAUUGAGUGGCACCCCGCCAUCCUCGGCCUGAUCGCCGUCUCCAUCGCAGACGUCAUCACCAUGGAGGAUCGGAUGAACCCGAGCAGCAGAGCGGUCCACAGCCACUCCUACAUCCUCUUCUGGAACUUCAGUGACCCCAUUCACCCACAGAUCAUGCUGGAAGCUCCGGAUGAUAUUUACUGCUUCCAGUUCUGUCCCACAGACACCAACAUCGUGGCUGGCAGCUGCACCAACGGCCAGGUGGUGUUGUGGGAUCUGAGUGAGUUUGCUGGUCUGCUGCAGGGUAACAUUCCUGCCGCUAAGCCUGAGACCCAGAAGUCCAACCUACUGCCGGAGUUGGACCCAUCGCCACCGUGUGAGGUGCCGGUCGCUCAGCACUGCGCUGUGUCCUCCAUCGAGAAUGGCCACAAGUCCAUGGUGACUGACCUGUGCUGGCUCCCAGACCACUUUGAGCUAACGAGGUUUGGAGUUCCGUGCGAGAGCACAGAAGGUUUAUGUGUGCAACUCGUUACUUGUUCCCCAGACUGCACGGUCCUGUUCUGGGACAUUCGCCACGCUAAAUUCACCGCCCUGUCCAUGCAGGAGAAGCGCAAAAUCGAGAAGGAACUGCAGAAUCCCCAGGGAGUUCCCAACACAUUCAAACACCUGGAUCUGCACUGGAGACCCAUGCACAAGGUGACUCUGCCCAAGAUCUCGGGGAUAGGGGACUACAGCCCGCUCCUGUUCAGCAUGAGGGAGAAGUGCAGCGAUCGCGUUAAAGAGCAUGCCCAAUACCACCUGAAUGCAGAGAAGGGGGAGAACAUGGAGUACACCGCCAUGGAUGUCCCUUCACUCCGAAACCUGACCUCCCUCCUGGAAAUCAACACCUUCCUCUUCAUCGGCACCGAAGACGGGGAGAUCAUUUACGUCGACUGGCAAGUGGAGAAAGACCUGGACACGGGGAAAAUGACCACCCCGCACCCCGCGUACUGCUACUCCGUGCACGACGGGCCCGUCAACUCGGUGCAGCGCUCGCCCUUCUUUGACGACAUCAUCCUCACCACUGGAGGAUGGACAAUCGCCAUUUGGAAAGAAGGCGUCACGCUGGGUCCACUGCUCCACACCGCCUGUGGCAAUAAGAGAUGUACCACGGCCCAAUGGUCCCUCUCCCGGCCGGGCGUGUUCAUCAUCGGCAAGGAGGACGGCAACAUCGAUAUCUGGGACUUGCUGGAGAAAACCCACGAGCCAUCGCAGUCCCAGAACAUCACCUCCGUGUCCAUCAGCUGCAUGAAGCCCUGCAUCAUCUCACAGAAGCAGCAUCUCCUGGCCGUGUCCGAUGACUUUGGCACGUUGCACAUUCUGGAGGUUCCCUGGUCUCUGCGACACCCAUUUAACCAGGAGUUGUCUACUGUCGAGGCCUACUUUGACCGGGAGGAGCAACGACUGGCUUACUUUGAAACGAGGAAAUUAUCCCGAGCCGAAAUGCUGGAGAGGCUGAAUCAAAUGGGACGGGUACCAUUUCCAUUGGAGUCGAGGACAGCAGAAGAAAUAGAGGAGGAAAUGAAGAAGGAAUAUUCUGUUUAUCUGCUGGACGAGAAGAAAGCCAUCAUCGCCCAGCUGGGAAAGACUUGAAAAUAUUUCAUCCUGU